Messenger RNA from Physeter macrocephalus (sperm whale), 1533 nucleotides. It is a transcript of the gene PSMD2, whose product is annotated as proteasome 26S subunit ubiquitin receptor, non-ATPase 2. The transcript has 11 exons. The coding region runs from base 55 to 1509 and encodes 484 amino acids. The record is from RefSeq and is a predicted model, not a curated record. Gene Ontology annotation, cellular component: nucleus; proteasome storage granule; proteasome regulatory particle, base subcomplex. Lineage: Eukaryota; Metazoa; Chordata; Mammalia; Artiodactyla; Physeteridae. Gene Ontology annotation, biological process: proteasome-mediated ubiquitin-dependent protein catabolic process.
GACAUCUGGGAAACGGGGCGGUGCGCGCGCAGCGGGCCGGCAGUGGCGGCGGCGAUGGAGGAGGGUGGCCGGGAGAAGGCACCGCUGCAGCCCCAGCAGCCCCCAGCGACGUCCCCCGGCGGCGGGGAUGAGAAGCCGAGCGUCAAAGAGCGGCGGGAUGCCGGAGACAAGGACAAAGAGCAGGAGCUGUCUGAGGAGGACAAACAACUUCAGGAUGAACUGGAGAUGCUCGUGGAACGACUGGGGGAGAAGGACACGUCCCUGUACCGACCAGCCCUGGAGGAACUGCGGAGGCAGAUUCGUUCUUCUACAACUUCCAUGACUUCAGUGCCCAAGCCUCUCAAAUUUCUGCGUCCACACUAUGGCAAACUGAAGGAGAUCUAUGAGAACAUGACCCCUGGGGAGAAUAAGCGUUUUGCCGCUGACAUCAUCUCUGUUUUGGCCAUGACCAUGAGCGGGGAGCGUGAGUGCCUCAAAUAUCGUCUAGUGGGCUCCCAGGAGGAAUUGGCAUCAUGGGGUCAUGAGUACGUCAGGCAUCUGGCAGGAGAGGUGGCUAAGGAGUGGCAGGAGCUGGAUGAUGCAGAGAAGACGCAGCGGGAGCCACUGCUGACCCUGGUGAAGGAGAUUGUCCCCUACAACAUGGCCCACAAUGCAGAGCAUGAGGCCUGCGACCUGCUUAUGGAAAUUGAGCAGGUGGAUAUGCUGGAGAAAGACAUUGAUGAGAAUGCAUAUGCAAAGGUCUGCCUCUAUCUCACCAGUUGUGUGAAUUACGUGCCCGAGCCUGAGAACUCCGCCCUACUGCGUUGUGCCCUCGGUGUGUUCCGAAAGUUCAGUCGCUUCCCUGAAGCACUGAGAUUGGCAUUGAUGCUCAAUGACAUGGAGCUGGUAGAAGAUAUUUUCACCUCCUGCAAGGACGUGGUUGUACAGAAGCAAAUGGCAUUUAUGCUGGGCCGACAUGGGGUGUUUUUGGAGCUGAGUGAAGAUGUGGAGGAGUAUGAGGACCUGACAGAGAUCAUGUCCAAUGUGCAGCUCAACAGCAACUUCUUGGCUUUAGCUCGGGAGCUGGACAUCAUGGAGCCCAAGGUGCCUGAUGACAUCUAUAAAACCCACCUAGAGAACAACAGGUUUGGGGGCAGUGGCUCUCAGGUGGACUCUGCCCGCAUGAACCUGGCCUCCUCUUUUGUGAACGGCUUUGUGAAUGCAGCCUUUGGCCAGGACAAGCUGCUGACUGAUGAUGGCAACAAAUGGCUUUACAAGAACAAGGAUCAUGGAAUGUUGAGUGCAGCUGCAUCCCUUGGCAUGAUUCUGCUGUGGGAUGUGGAUGGUGGCCUUACCCAGAUUGACAAGUACCUGUACUCUUCUGAGGACUAUAUCAAGUCAGGAGCCCUCCUGGCAUGUGGUAUCGUGAACUCUGGUGUCCGAAAUGAGUGUGACCCUGCUCUGGCACUCCUCUCAGACUAUGUCCUCCACAACAGUAACACAAUGAGACUUGGUUCCAUCUUUGGGUAAGGCUUCUUGCUUCUCCUUUUGGUA